AUGACCAGUGAAAUGGAAUAUGGAAAGAACAUUAGUGCAUCUGUUGAUAAUAAUGAUGACCUUGAAGAGGUUAUGGUGCGCCGUAUGAAAAACCGAGAACGGCAGCGCAGAUACAGAGCUCGGAAGCGUCUUGAAGCUGAUAGGAAGAAGACAGAUGAUAUCCAGCAAUUUCCAUAUCCUGAACCAGUGAAGGCAAUAACCUCCAUGCCUCUGCCCAAAGUGAUCAACCAGGCUGUAUCUGGAAGGAAUACAGAAAAUGCCAUGGUCCCUUUUUCUCCUGCUCUAGUUGAAAUUCCUGUGAAUGGCACUCCUGUCAAUUUUGUGACUCGGGUCCACAGCCAGAGAGAUUGGAAAAGAGACGCAAGAAGGGCACAUCUGAUAAAAGAAAAAGAUGGAAGAGAUAGUAGCCCUAUCAUUCAACUAGCAGCACCAGCUGGUGGUAUUGCUCAAUCUAUUUCCUUUGGCACCAAAAAUCAACCAUCAUACAAUGGGUGUCUCGCAGGCAGUCCUGCCCUGGGGAAUAACCAAGAACAUACAGUUUCCCGCAGCCGAAGAAAUUGGAAAGAGGAGGCACGAAAUAAGAAAAGCUGA
Messenger RNA from Oldenlandia corymbosa var. corymbosa, 591 nucleotides. Lineage: Eukaryota; Viridiplantae; Streptophyta; Magnoliopsida; Gentianales; Rubiaceae. The record is from the annotation of a GenBank genome assembly.